AUGUCUUCAAAAUGGAGAAUUUUUCGUCGUCCUAUCAUAGCCAGUGAAAAAACUGUCAAUGCUAUAAUUAAAGCUGCAGUUGUGUUGCACAACUAUAUUAAAAAAUCUGAGAAAAUGGAAGGCAUAAAUUCCUAUUGUCCUGCUACCUUACCUGAUCACUACAACAAUGGUUUACUUAUUCCUGGUCAGUGGAGAAGAAACUUAAGUUCGAAUGCUUUACAGCUUAUUACACAAACUGGUUCCAAUACACACAGUAGAAACGCAAAAGAAGUCCGUGAAAAACUCAUGAAUUAUUACACUGGUAUAGGAGCUAUACCGUCCGUUUCAAUAUGA
Macrosiphum euphorbiae (potato aphid) is the source of this 333-nucleotide messenger RNA. The record is from the annotation of a GenBank genome assembly. Lineage: Eukaryota; Metazoa; Arthropoda; Insecta; Hemiptera; Aphididae.